This is a messenger RNA of Plutella xylostella (diamondback moth), 7140 nucleotides long. The record is from RefSeq and is a predicted model, not a curated record. NCBI's taxonomy places the organism in Eukaryota, Metazoa, Arthropoda, Insecta, Lepidoptera, Plutellidae.
CUAGUCUAUGCCGUUUGUGAUGACAUUUGCAAGUCUCUUGUCUAUGGAACAUUUCGAGUUGUCUUCUGGCGAGAAAACGUCUGUUUUUGCCAAUAUUUUGUAAAAUAUUUACGGCCAUGUGUGGUUAUAUUGCCGCGACCGACGCCUAUUAUAGUGAUGCUACCCACCACUGCAAAUAGUAAAGCGAAAACCGUGAAGGGAUCGGACAUCUCUCACGCUUCAGAUCGCGAAGAAAUCGGUCAAGAAAACACUACGGAUGAUAAGGUCAGAGGUUAUGUUAGUUCAUACGAUGCAACCUCGUCAUUCGGAGGGCCGCACAAGGAUGGCCGGUUCCGGCGGGGCGGGCGGGUCACGGAGUUCCGGCACUCCCGCGGGUCGCGCGGCGGCCGCGGGCGCGGGGGCGCCUUCCCGUCUCGAUCCGAGCGAGAGCCCGCCGAAAAUUCCUUGUACCACGAACCGCUAGCCCACCCGAACACCGACACUUGGUCGCAAGGAAACUCCACGAAUAAAUUCUACGAGCGGCCCGAGCUGGCCGUGAGCCUGCCGGAGGACCCUCGCAUCUCCAAGCUGCUGCGGCGGCUGUGCGCCGAGCUGCACGUGGACAAGUCGCUGCAGCUCUGCGCCAAGCUGCAGGACGCCGUCAUGCUGCCCGAGAACGCGCGCUACAUCCGCCGCUCCUAUGACAUCCUGGUAGAAUCCCUCCUCGAUGUUCUAUACGAAGCCCCUGGACCAGAGACGAAGGAAGCCGCUGCGGUUGUGCUUGGCCGGAUUGGCUAUGUCAUGGGCCUUGACUUCUGCAAACAUCUUGAAUGGAUUGCAUCUACGUAUUCAGUGCACAACUCAUCUAUAAAACAUCUCCUGAUAUUGUCGUUUACUGAGACAUUCCAACUGGACUAUCAAACACCAAACCUGAGUGAAUUUGCAGAGAUAACACUGGACCGUCUACAAGUGAUUAUUGAAGGAACUGAUUCUGCUGAUGUGUUCAUGGCUGCCAUUAAUGCUAUGAUAGUUAUAUCCAACUCUUACCCAGAGCAUUUUGCGAACCACUUUGUGGACACAGUGGACAUACUGGUUGGCUGGCACGUGGACAAUGUGCAGCCGAAGAAGAUCAAGGAAUUUGCUCUACAAUCUUUAUUCAAGCUGAGCCGCCACUGGCAGGCCGAUGUUGGGUUCUCGGUGAACUUGUUGAACCAGUUCAUUGAAGACAUGGUGGUCUACUCAAAUGACCUAGAUGGUGAACAGGAAGAUAAAGAUGAAGUGAAUACCCCCGAGGAAUGCACUCAGAAGAUAACAUCUUUUCUCAAUGUAUUCAACACAGUGGUAAAAAGUCUGGGGAACCUCCUAAAUCCCAAUGUAUCCCAGGCUGUGUCAUGGACAUUUCUUACAGAAGCCAUGACUAAGAUCUUACAUGUUUUGACAAAAACCCUUGAUGAGGAAUCAGAAACAGAUUUAAUAUUGGCGGGAAAUGAAUGUAUUGUUCUGUUGCUGGAUUACCUACAAACAAAGUCCACUUCAAGUUUGCCAACUAUCUUUUCUCUAUUGUGCCUGGAAGUUAAUCACUAUCUGAAAAUAAGUGACCAAGUUUGCUUGAGCAUUAUCAGCCUAAUUAAUAAGAUAAUAAAGGAGGUAUCAUCAAAUCUGCCUAUUGAAUUUAUUGUGCAAACUAUUGGACCUAACAGCUCAUUGCGCAACCUAAGAUAUUCAGAAAGCCUGCAAGUACUGAAUGGAAUAGCUUCAGUCUACAGCAACUUAUUGAAUUUGAAGAAUAUCCCACUGCUACAAGAAACAUACAAAUAUGUUCUCACAGAUAUUCAAAACUCCUUUGAAGCAAUCAUGCCAGAUGUCUCCAUAAUACCAGCAGAAUACACAGAGGAGAUCAGCCCAGAUGACGGUGAGAAAAACAUAAUAUUCUAUCUACAGUGCCUAUCUGAUCUUGCAAAUGCCAGUAACUCCAUCAUCGGCAUGUGGGCUCUGCAGCCCAGCAUUCUGGAACUGCUGGCCAUCAAGAUGUGCCCUCACAAGAGUAUGCUGAUUCAGUUGAGACCAGCCCUUCACUAUGCCAUACUUUAUCUACUGCAUUCACAUUGCAAGAAGAAUAACAACUUCAUAGCCUCCAGUGACUUGGUGACCAAUACACAACAGAGGGCCAAUGAUAUCUUUGGAUUAUCUAAUCUGAGUCUAGGUGAUGUGUCAAGCUCAAGCCCAACUUCAGGUCACCUUGGGAUAAUCUUGAAUAUCUUGAGCAGAAUAUUAGAAAAGAAUGCCCCCAAUGAAACGGUACAACUGAUGCUAAAUUGGAUAGGUGAAAUAUUCAACCAACUGGACAAAUAUUUGCCUAUAAUAAGUAUGUCUAAAAAUUUCCUCGUUUUGGUGACCAAUAUGCUCUCACUUGCCAACAGUUUUGAAGAUGAUAUUGUUACACUGGUUAUGAAGAAUAUACAGAUACUGCUGAAAAAUAAGAGACUGACAUGGAACGUCAUAAUUUUGAAGAAAGUAGCAGUGUUGUGUUUACUACACAUUGAUAACAACAAUAAAGUGCUCUCCCGAUCAUGCCUAGAAGUGUUGUUUGAGCUGCCUUGGGAUAUUGUUCAACUUGAACUGGACAAACAAACCAUCAAAGUAUUUACAACCCGUAAGAUGACCCUUAGCACACUGAAUAGUGAUACAAAAGUAAAUUCAUUUAAAGAAUUUCUGAUGCGCGGCUCGUUCGGAGGACUAUCAAGCACGCAUUUCAAAAUGAUUAUGAACUGCCUAUUACAAGCAGUAUUUAAUGACAAGACCUUUUUGACUAACGCAUUUUUGACGACAUGGCCAUUACAGGCCACAGAUAUGGACGAAAACAACCUCAUGUUUUUUAGACAGUGCGCAACCAAUUUCACAUCAACUUGUGUUGGAUGGGCGCUCUCAGAACUGGCCCAGACCUGCGUCACAUUAAAGCUACGGACGACUUUAGGGAAGCCACAGGAGACAUUCAUGAAGAUUGAGGGAGCACUUAAAGGUGUUGCUCGGGAGACUUCAUCACAUGAGACAAAAUACGUUGCAAACGGCCAGCUGUCGCUGAUGCACGUCGUGGUCGUCGAGCAAGUGCGCAGCCGCUGGAUCACUGAAUUUAUGAUGUUCUUGGAGAAGUACAUUUACAACGCAGCAGACGGGACCGCGACAGUGCUGCCACCGGUCGUGAAGCCGGUGCGGACCUUCUUCCACACAAACUGGCCGACCUGUCGCGACUGGUUCGCUAGAGUACGCCCCGCGGCGCUCGCCGUCAGCCUCUACUCCGGCCAUGUCGGAGCCGCCAUCUACCACGCUGGCCUGAUACUAGAAUUGGCUGCUAACUCAUCGUCCAACAUCGACAUUGAAGCUAUAACCAUGAGUAUCGCAAGGUCACUAAUAAAGAUUAGAGAGCCUGAAGUCAUCCACGGUCUUUACAUAUGGAUUAAACAGACGUUCGACAAGAAAUUCCUGUGGUUGAAAGCCGCAGCAGAACAGGCUAACUCGAGACAUGAGGUGGCCAUUGAUUUCUAUAAGAAGUUACAUGGAAUGGCUACUAAAGAGGAACAGAAUGAUGCUGGUGAUAGUCCUCAGUUGGACUCGAGAAGUAAUAAGUUCAUUUGUGAUCAAAUAAUGGACAGUUACAAACAUAUCCAAAGCUGGGAAGACAUGCAAGAAUGGAAGGAGCUUGAACAAAACUCAAAUAAUUCACAAUGGGACUCAUUCACAGGUUUGAGACAGUUCGAUGAUGGUGUAGAAAUGCCCGAAGAAUUGAGUAAUUGGGAUGUUCUUGAUAUCGGCGCCAAAGAAAUCCCCAAAAAUGCAUGUUCAUACCAAGGAUUAAUAAAUAAGAUUGAAUCGACUCUUACUUGCACAGCUGUGAACAUGUAUUACAAUGACACUAUCGAUAAAUACGAAGAAAUAUUAUCAACUUGUGAUACACUACUAAAUUCUAGCUUGCAGGAGUUUUCGCGCUCAAAUGCAGUACAUUUCCUUAAAGAAAUUGCGAUUCUUCAAUUGGCUAACCAUGGUUUAAAGAAUAUGGUAAAGAACGGAAAAAUUGUUGCCAACCCAUUCAAACCAUCAACCAUUAAAGAACACAAAUAUGACACCGAAUUGGAAAACUUGACGAAAAUACUGUGGUGGAAUCAAUACUUCACAAAAUUGAAUAUGAGCGAAGAAAACAUCUUUUACACCGAAUGCUUACGACUUGACGCAAUAAAGAUAGCCAGAAAGAAUGCAAACACAUCAAUGGCAAAACGAGAACUUUUAAAGCAUUUCAAAAAUAAUUCAUCAUUCCAAAUGAACCUUGGGAAUGUUACAAGCCUGGACGAGUUGAGUGAGGUGUUAUUAAUGUCCACGAACAUAUAUGACGUCGAUAUAUGGACACUGAACAAUGCAACUGCACUCGUUGAACUUUGCAAAUUAACGUAUGAAAAAGAGGAGACCAAACCUCGUGCUGUAAACCUAUGCGCAAGCAUUUCUCUCGGAUUUUCUCAGAGAUUAGCCAUGAGUGAACAAAGCUACGAAUUGAGAGAGAAAGGAACUAGAAUGCUGCUCACUCUGUCCAAGUGGGUUCAAAAUGGAAACGAAAAAGCUAUGGUCGGCAAUUUGGAGUCGCCUCUAAACAAAUUGAUUGCAGCGCUGCCUGAAAUAGGCCUCGUUGAUAACAACAUAUCUGAAAACGUAAUACCGAUAUCGGAUUCAGCUGUUGGAAAACUGCUGCAGUUCAGUGUCAACCAAAGUCCAGGACUAGCCAAAGCUUGGGCUAACUUUGCGGCAUGGUGCUUCAGAUGGGGGAGAAAGAUGGUCGAAUACAGCUCAAAAACCGGUGAGCAACUAACUGACAAUGACAAAGUACAGAUUGAGAGUGUGAUGAUCGGUUGUUCACCACAAGAUUUCGAAGCCGUUUGUGAAAUACUAACGAAAACAAAAGCGACAUGUGACGAUGAAGAUAUAGAUUGGAAUGAAAUCAAUACCUCUGAAAUGAUAGAGAGCCAGCUGCGUACAGUUCCAUCACUGAGCAAUGCCUUCCCGGAACACUUGGCACUUCUGGUAGACAUAUGGCGACAGGCACAGAAAAGAGUAUUUUCCUACUUCGAACUAUCUGCGGAUGCCUAUUUCAAGUUCCUCCAACUGAUAUGUGCAUCAGAUUACAUCAAUCACAGUGGAGAAAAUGCAGUUGUGAGUGCCACUUUGAGAUUGUUACGCUUGAUUGUGAAACAUGCUAUGGAGCUACAAACUGUGCUAGAAUCUGGGCUGGCUAAUACACCUACUCAGCCGUGGAAAGUUAUCAUUCCUCAACUGUUUUCAAGACUAAAUCACCCGGAAACAUACGUACGAAAAUGCGUUUCAGAUUUACUUUGUCGCUUGGCUGAAGAUACUCCUCAUCUAAUUACAUUCCCCGCCGUCGUGGGUGCUGUCGAGAAUGAAGAGAAUGAUAUAACUGAACUAAGUGCAGCCAGGACAUUCCUUUCGAAUGAAGCAGAAGAUACUGGCCAAGAUAUAUUUGAUAUUGAUGACGCAAAUAGCGAUAAACCAGUAAAUAACGAAUUGAAUUCCUGUUUCCUGGACAUGGUCGAAACACUAGCAAAACAAGCACCAACAACCAUUCUGCAAGUUAAACUGCUUGUGAAAGAAUUGCACCGCAUUAAUUUGCUAUGGGAUGAGCUUUGGCUUGGCACACUGGUCCAACAUCACUCAGAUUUUACGAAGAAGCUUUCUCAAAUGGAGUCAGAAAUAACAAAAGUUAAGAAUAAUGCGCAUCUCAGCGCUGAAGAAAAAGAAAAAUUGAUUAAAGAAAAGAAUCGUAUACUUAUGGAGCCAAUAGUUUUUGUUCUUGAACAACUUAAUCAUGUGACAUCCGCAAAGCCAGAAACUCCACACGAGGUAUCAUUCCAAACGAAAUUCCAAGCAUUAAUAGAUGAGGUCAUUGACAAGUUAAAGAAUCCAGCAAACCCUGAGAAACCACAAGAAUCUUGGGCACCCCUCAAGCAGUUACAAGUAAAACUACAACAAAAGGUCAAUAAGAGAACAUCAUACAUACUGCGAAUGUCUGACAUCAGUCCGAUUCUGGCUGAACUAAAGAAUACAGUAAUAACAAUGCCAGGAGUGCAUACCAACCAAAGAACCGUAAGGGUGACGAUAAAAUCAGUAGAGAACAACGUCGCUAUACUGCCAACAAAGACGCGGCCAAAGAAACUAGUAUUCUACGGUUCAAACGGCAAGCCUUACACAUACCUCUUCAAAGGGUUAGAAGAUCUACACUUAGAUGAGAGGAUUAUGCAACUGCUAUCAAUCACGAACACCAUGAUGGCACGUGACUCGGAAAACAACGACAAUCAAACAUACAGAGCUCGCCAUUACUCUGUCAUACCACUGGGUCCUCGGUCUGGCCUCAUCAGCUGGGUCGACAACGUGACUCCGCUAUUCGCUCUGUACAAGCGCUGGCAGAACCGAGAGGCCGCCAUGCUGUCGGCCAAGACAAACAAGACAGUGAACGUCCCGCGCCCAUCUGAGCUAUUCUACAACAAGCUGAACCCUCUGCUGCAAGAAGCGGGCAUUCCGACGGAAAACAGAAAAGAAUGGCCGGUGGCGACGCUGAAGCAAGUUCUGAAAGAGUUAUCAGAAGAAACGCCAAAAGAUUUAUUAUCUCGGGAGUUAUGGUGCAGUAGUGUGACUCCAGAGCAGUGGUGGCAGAUGACGCGUCGCUACAGUUACUCAGUCGCCGUGAUGAGCACGAUAGGCUACAUAAUAGGGCUCGGUGAUAGACACUUGGACAAUGUGCUAGUGGACUUGACGUCUGGUGAAGUGGUGCACAUAGACUACAACGUGUGCUUCGAGAAGGGCAAGACGCUGCGUGUUCCUGAGAAGGUGCCGUUCCGGAUGACGCCCAACCUGGUGGCGGCACUCGGGGUUACUGGAGUUGAGGGCAUAUUCCGCCUAGCCUGCGAGCACGUCCUACGCUCCAUGCGGCGCGGGCGCGAGACCCUGCUGACCCUGCUUGAAGCCUUCAUCUACGACCCGCUGGUGGAGUGGGGCGGCGGCGGGGCGCGGGGGCGGCGCGGGGGGCGCCGGGCGCGGGCGGCCCUCGCCAUGCUGGCUGUCAGGGGGCUGGAGGUGCGCUGGAGCCUGCAGGACGCCACGUGAGUA